AUGUCCAAGCUCAUCAACCGCGUCACCAUGUUCAAGCUCGAGGGAGCUGAGGCCCAGGCCAAGCUGCUCGCCGCCUACGACAAGCUGGCUAAGGAGCAGAACAGGGAUGGCAAGCCUUAUAUCGCAUUCCUGAGCGCCGGCAUCGCUCAUGACGAUCCCCGCUCCAAGGGCUACACUGUUGUCGCGCAGUCGUCAUUCUACAGCCUUGACGACAUGAAGUACUACGACGAUGCGGACGUUAGCCACCAGGAGCUCAAGAAGACCGCCAGGGAGGCUGGGUUGUCGGAGCCGCCUUUGACGGUCUAUGUCGAGGCAGCCCCAGCCAUUGACUUGAAGAGGGCUUAG
Messenger RNA from Diaporthe amygdali, 345 nucleotides. RefSeq lists its product as uncharacterized. The record is from RefSeq and is a predicted model, not a curated record. The coding region runs from base 1 to 345 and encodes 114 amino acids. The transcript is spliced from 2 exons. NCBI's taxonomy places the organism in Eukaryota, Fungi, Ascomycota, Sordariomycetes, Diaporthales, Diaporthaceae.